Messenger RNA from Monopterus albus (swamp eel), 3654 nucleotides. RefSeq names its product signal transducing adaptor molecule (SH3 domain and ITAM motif) 2 (gene stam2). Gene Ontology annotation, cellular component: endocytic vesicle. The record is from RefSeq and is a predicted model, not a curated record. Gene Ontology annotation, molecular function: phosphatidylinositol binding; ubiquitin binding. Bases 290 to 1801 code for a protein of 503 amino acids. NCBI's taxonomy places the organism in Eukaryota, Metazoa, Chordata, Actinopteri, Synbranchiformes, Synbranchidae. Gene Ontology annotation, biological process: signal transduction. The transcript has 14 exons.
ACGUUAAACACAAGUGCCAAGCAUUGUUUAAAUAUUUCUAUGACUUUAGGUCAACGCGCUCUAAUUUCUGAAAAUUUAAAAGUACUCGUUUAAUAGCACAAAAUGAACAAAUACUUAUUUGCUAUUACACUCCGAUUUUUAAAAUAGUGUUCAGGCAUUAUUGAAGGCAGCCAAGUGCCGACUGGUGCUGAGUUUCAUGGACAAGGAAGAGAUAUUUGUUUAGGUUUAGUCUAGAAAGCACCCGAACUUCAUUUUCGUCAACAGGCCUAGCGCUUUUCAACUCGUUAGCAUGCCUUUAUUUGCCCAGAAUCCAUUUGAUCAAGAUGUUGAGAAGGCAACCAAUGAAAACAACACAACAGAUGACUGGGGCGUCAUUCUGGACAUCUGUGAUAAGAUUGGAACAACAUCUAAUGGGCCAAAAGACAGCUUGAAAUCCAUUAUGAAGAGAGUCAACCACAAAGUACCUCAUGUUGCCAUGCAGGCCCUCAAUUUGUUGGGUGCUUGUGUGUCAAACUGUGGCAAAAUAUUCCACUUGGAAAUCUGCUCAAGAGAGUUUGCCAGUGACGUAAGGAGUGUGCUGAGCAGGGCCCACCCUAAGGUAUGUGAAAAGCUGAAGGCUCUGAUGGUGGAGUGGGCAGAAGACUUUCAGAAGGAUCCACAGCUCAGCCUGAUUGGUGCCACCAUCAAGUCUCUGAAAGAGGAAGGCGUCAGCUUUCCCUCUGCAUCAUCACAGGGGUCCACCACAAAGGUCAACACACCUGCAGCGAGCAAAGCUUCAGAUGAUGACGACCUGGCCAAAGCCAUCGAGCUGUCCUUGCAGGAGCAGAAGGUGGAGACACGGCCCUUGAAUGUGACCUCUGACCCCCCCAACUACACCAAUGGCGGAGGAGGUCAGGAGGCCCGGAAAGUGCGUGCAGUGUACGAUUUUGAAGCAGCUGAAGAUAAUGAGCUGACCUUUAAAGCAGGAGAACUUAUUCUGGUUUUGGACGACAGCGAUCCCAAUUGGUGGAAAGGAGAGAACCACAGAGGAGUGGGGCUUUUCCCCUCCAAUUUUGUCACCACCAAUCUGAACGCCGAGCCAGAGGCUGUGGCAUAUGUUGAAAAGACAGCCAGUCCUGAAGAGACGAGCCUGGAAAGCAGACCUGAGCCUGAGCCUGUCUUCAUUGAUGAGGAGAAGAUGGACAGAGCGCUGGCUCUGUUGCAGAAUGUAGAUCCUGCAGAUGUGACUCCUGACUCCCCUGAUCUGAUCCAGCUGGAGGGCGCAUGUGAACAGAUGAAUCCGAUGAUUGAUGAAAAGCUACAAGAGAUUGACAGGAAACACUCAGAGUUGUCAGAGUUGAAUGUGAAGGUUUUGGAGGCCCUGGCUCUGUACAACCAGCUGGUGAAUGAGGCGCCAUUCUACUCUGCCUACUCGAAGAUGCAGCCACAGUACACACCAUCCGGCCCAGCUGUGGCCAUGCAGGGCUACCUUGGCCCAGCAGGCACUCCCUACCUGCCUCCAUCGAUGCCCCAGGUUCCUCCUGCACAGCCGUACGGUCUGCCCAGUGACCAGCCUGGACCACUCCACUCACUGCCUCCACCAAACAGCCAAGCUGCUCAGCUUCCCUACAUGAGCAGUGGUAUGAAUGCCCAGUACAUGAACCAAGCAGCUGGAGCUCCUUACCCACCCCAGUCAGGUGUGGCCAUGGACAUGUCGGCCUAUCAUAGCUCCAGUGUGCCUCCUGGGUCCUAUCCUGUGGCUGCUCCUCCUCACCAAGCUCCUCAGCAGCAGGCAGCGUAUUAUCAGCAGCCUCUGCUGUAAAACUCCAACUGACAGCAGACCUGAGAUGAAUGCAUACUUCAGAUAUUUCAGCUGCUAGUUGUGCGUUCAUUUGGCUUCCUUUGUGUGUGUGUGUUCUUGCUUUAGGAUCUUUUUUUGUGACUGAAACUGGACUGACAACACCACAGGAAAGUUGAAAUACCUGAGGUGUGUAUAUAAUUCAGGUCUGCUGUGCAACUGAGGACUCAGCUACUGUAUGUGAGGCUCAACAUGUUCUUGUCCUGUCCUGGCUGAGUGAAAGCGACGCUGGCCUUUACAAACAUCUCACCUUAACACAGAAGAAGAGUCAGGUUUGCCCACCACUACAGUCAUCCACCGAUCGCUGUCUCGUUUGAAGAAAUUCGUAGUCAACCACAGCGCUGCUCCCACACAACGCUAUUUGACCAUCCAUACCACAUGUCAUUUUUCUGCAGAGAGUCAGGCGAUGUCCACACUAAUGUAGAUAAAUGUGAAACGUUUCAGGGCAUUGUACAGUAUUCUCACUGAAAUGAGAGCAGCCCACGUGGCCUCAUACAAGAUGCAGGUAAUUGCAUGUGCAGGUUUGAACAAAACAGAGUUGCAGAUCUACAAGUAACACACAAGUGAAAUGUGAGCCUCUUGGCACAUGUUGUCGGUUUGGACAGCCGUAUCGAUCAGACUGCAGCACAUCUGUUCUGUCAGAAGCUUAUGAGACAGAAGGUUGAACGACCCGGCUGUAGUAUGUCCCCCAGUCUCCUGAGCCUCCAUUAGCAUGCACAGACAUGUAGCUAGUGCUAGCCAGUGUGGUUUGAACCCCAUUUGACAACUAAAUGGCUUUUUCAGAUUUAUCUGCAUCAGCGUGAACUUGGCCUGAAUGUUUUGUUUUCCUUUUUAACGGCCAUAUUGUCUGAAGGCAGGUGCAGUUCAUUGUGACCAUCUGAGUGGUUCAGCUUGCACUGAAUGAUCAAAACAUUCUGGACUGAUAUAGCAUUCACUAAACCUGUGGACAGGUAGCAUCUGUUCACUGUGCAGUUAUUUAAGAAGCUAGAGCCUUGUUUUUUCUCCUCACCAGCAUCCAUUCAGAUAUGUAUGCUAACCGUUAUAUUUGUGUACAGUAAAUGGUUCAACAAUGCCUUUCCCGUGAACUCACCGUCUUGUAACGCUUUCUGUGGUUGCAGUUGAGAUAUUUAAGCUGACAUUUUGUGCGUGUUUGUUUUUUAUGCGUCUGAGGACUUACUCAUUACUGGUUUCCUCAUCACUGCAAAAUGACACUUUACAAGGCUCGUCAGAUUUUCUGGUGAGCUGAAAAAUUGUGUGUUUAUUAACCUGGUGAAAUGCUGCAUCUGUUCAUGAUUACUACAUCACAUCCCUGCCUUCCAUCUUCAUGCUGCGGGGUUUUUUUUUUUCCUGUGGAACCUGUUUGGAUUCCCAAGUUAUAUGCAAAUGCACAGUUCUGUGAUGUUUCAUGUCACUAUACUUUAGUUUCGAACUUGUUAGCAAUGUUCCCUGUGCUUUGAUUUAUAUAUAGUGAGACAUUAUACACAUGUGUGAUGAUUAUCCCUGUGCUGCUUCUGCUUUUACUUUUGUCUAAGCAAAGUGUAAAUGGACCAAAAUCUAGGAAAGGUUCUGAAAUCAUUUGUUAAUAUGAAGAAAGAACUCUGUGGUGAUGUGUUGUCAGCUUUUAGUUAACAUUAAGAGCGACUUUCAGAGAAUCUGUCCAGCAGCAGCAGCAGCUCCAUAGUGUGGAUUUCAGCUGGAGCUGCAGCUCCUAUUAAAUCAUUGUAUAUUAGAUGUAAAAUACCUGGGUUUGUCAGCAACAUUGACAUUGCACCUUAGCUUUGUAAACAUUUAUUUACCACUGGAUGCCUUGUUUUUCU